Molecule: messenger RNA, 375 nt
Organism: Helianthus annuus (common sunflower)
Lineage: Eukaryota; Viridiplantae; Streptophyta; Magnoliopsida; Asterales; Asteraceae
Exons: 1
Coding region: 1-375 (124 amino acids)
Source: RefSeq, a predicted model, not a curated record
AUGCAGAUAUAUGUGGAUGACAGAAUCUUCGGAUCGACGAACGAUGAAUUGUGCAAAGAGUUUGAGAAGGUUAUGAAAAAGAAGUUUGAAAUAAGUUCAAUGGGGGAGAUGAAGUUCUUCCUAGGGCUUCAGGUUGAGCAACUGCCCGAUGGAAUCUUCAUACACCAAACCAAAUAUGUGAAUGAUGUGCUGGACAAGUUCAAUAUGUCUGAAUCAUCUCCAACAUCAACCCCUUUGGCUCAAAAUCAUGGUAUUUGUCCGGAUGAAAGUGGUGAGAAAGUGGAUGAGACGCACUAUCGAUCGAUCAUUGGAUCAUUAAUGUAUCUGACUGUGUUACGCCCGGACAUCAUGUAUCUAAAUUGCCUCUGCGCCUGA